AAUCGCAAAAUCGGCAAACUGCCCACUAGGAGAAAGCGAAAGAGUUCGACGAUUUUUUGAAGCGACCUAUCGCGAAAAAACGCUCCGACCAAAGGCCCCAAACCCACUCUUCAUUUUUUGGCCCGCGCAUCACCACCAACCCGAAUCCCGCCCUCCACCUCCCCUCCUCUUCUCGAUAUCUCCUCCUCAACCGCAGGUCUCCCCCCUCGAAAAGAACCUCGCCGACCGAGAUCCAACCUGCCCAGCAUGGCUGUCGCCGAAACUGAGAAGUUCCUCCACCUCUCGCGGCCCAUCGCGCCGGCCACGAUUGGCAUCCCAGGCAACAUUGCCCCGCUCACCGUCAACAUCCAACCCCAGGCCAUCCUCUCCAUUCUCGACCAUGCCGUGCGAAGAGACAUCCGCGAUACGCAAUCAACCCGCGUUAUCGGCGCCCUCGUUGGUGUCCGCUCCGAAGAUGGCACCGAGGUCGAAGUGCGCUCCUGCUUCGCCAUUCCCCACACCGAGAACGAGGACCAGGUCGAGGUGGACGUCGACUACCAGAAGAACAUGCUCGCCCUCACCCUCAAGGCCAACCCGCGCGAGUCCCUGUUGGGCUGGUACACCACCACCCACGAGCUCAACUCCUUCUCCGCCCUGAUCCAGAACUUCUUCGCCUCCCCCGAGACCGGCACCUUCCCCCACCCCGCCGUCCACCUCACCAUCAGCACCGACCCGACCUCCGACAUCGAGGCUCGGUGCUACAUCUCCGCCCCCGUCGCCGUCAACGCCGAGCGCGCCGCCGAGAGCUGCCUGUUCAUCCAGGUGCCCCACAAGCUCAUGUACGGCGACGCCGAGCGCAGCGCCCUCGAGGCCAUCUCCAUGGCCAAGGACACCGAGGACCGCACCGCCCCCGUCGUCUCCGACAUUGAAGGACUUGCCCGCUCCAUCGAGUCCGGCGCCAACCUCAUCGAGCGCGUCAGCGACUGGGUCAACGGCAUCCUCGACGAGGACGAGGAGCCCAACCAGGCCCUCGGCCAGUACCUCAUGAACGCCCUCUCCCUCGCCCCCAAGGUCGACCCUGAGCAGAUUGAGCACGACUUCAACAACCACAUCCAGGACGUCCUCAUGGUCUCCUACCUGGCCAACACCAUCCGCACCCAGAUUGACCUGUCGCAACGGCUGGCUGUUGCCAACCUCACCGGCGGCGAGAAGGACGGCGAGGAGGAAAAAAAGAGUAAAUUCCCCUACACAUGCAAAGUUCAUGUUGAAGAGAGAAUUACACAAGCGCCCACCCCAAAAAUCUGACCCCUCCGAAAAAGGGGAACAAGAGGUCGAGAGGUUGAAAGAGACCAGGACAAGCUUGAUGCUGGGGAUUUUCUGCCGCAAGGUUAGCAAGCAUGGCAUCAUGAGAAACCCACACUUGAUAAAACCAUCAUGGCGUUAUGGCAGUGGCAGAAUUAGACGGCCUAGGGUAGAAUGCGCUAGGCAGUUGCAAUGAUGAUUAUUCACGCUUUCAUGCAAAUAUCCAAGACACAUGAGACAUUGGUCCAGGGGUGC
Colletotrichum godetiae is the source of this 1536-nucleotide messenger RNA. RefSeq names its product Mov34/MPN/PAD-1 family protein. Gene Ontology annotation, molecular function: translation initiation factor activity; metallopeptidase activity; translation initiation factor binding. Lineage: Eukaryota; Fungi; Ascomycota; Sordariomycetes; Glomerellales; Glomerellaceae. Bases 247 to 1284 code for a protein of 345 amino acids. The transcript is spliced from 3 exons. The record is from RefSeq and is a predicted model, not a curated record. Gene Ontology annotation, biological process: translational initiation. Gene Ontology annotation, cellular component: eukaryotic translation initiation factor 3 complex, eIF3m.